This is a messenger RNA of Lolium perenne, 557 nucleotides long. RefSeq names its product subtilisin-chymotrypsin inhibitor-2A. Gene Ontology annotation, molecular function: serine-type endopeptidase inhibitor activity. The record is from RefSeq and is a predicted model, not a curated record. Gene Ontology annotation, biological process: response to wounding. Lineage: Eukaryota; Viridiplantae; Streptophyta; Magnoliopsida; Poales; Poaceae.
UAGCUCUCACUAUAAAUGCAUCACUUCCCCAUACGAUCAGUACCAAGACAAAUCCAACAUAUCCAUAUAUCCAUCUUCUUCAUUCGUUCACCGAUUCGAUCAGAGAAAAGCUAAAGUAGCAUCCGGUAUACUCCAACGCGCGACGAUGAGCUGCUCCGCCAAGACGUCGUGGCCGGAGGUUGUUGGGCUGCUCGUCGAAGAGGCCAAGAAGAUCAUCCUGCAGGACAAGCCCGACGCUCAAAUCGUCGUCUUAGCCGUCGGCACUCCUACACCAACCAAGGAGUUCUUCGAGUGGCGUGUCCGCGUCUUCAUCGACACCGUCGCCCAGACAGUUGCUGAAACCCCGCGUGUCGGCUAGUUUCACAGGCUUAAUAUCUUGUUUAGUUUUGCAUUCUAAAAAGAAUAAGUUAAUAAAUAAUGGGGGCAUGAAAGAAUAAUUACUUGCUGAUCGAUCAUCAGCAUGUUAUGGAAUUGUAUUUUCUUACCCGCGUGUGUGUGUGUGUGAGUUUGUAAUUGUGUCAAACAUUCAUAUAUGGUUGUAAGAACUAGGGUAAAAA